Messenger RNA from Sorex araneus (European shrew), 2673 nucleotides. RefSeq names its product aldehyde dehydrogenase 1 family member B1 (gene ALDH1B1). The record is from RefSeq and is a predicted model, not a curated record. Bases 146 to 1699 code for a protein of 517 amino acids. The transcript has 2 exons. Gene Ontology annotation, molecular function: aldehyde dehydrogenase (NAD+) activity. Lineage: Eukaryota; Metazoa; Chordata; Mammalia; Eulipotyphla; Soricidae.
GCAGGCGGCGCCCCAUUGGCCGCCAGGCCCCGGGGGACGCGGGGGGCGGGGCGGGAGCGGAGAGUGAACCCUGCGACCUGCGGGGGCCCCAGCUGCAUCCGCCGCCGCAGCUGCCGCCCAGCCCUUUCGCUGCUGAUUGGUCAUCAUGCUGCGCUCCCUGCUGCCCCGGCUGCUCAGCCUGCGUGCCAGGACGGCCCCGUACUCGUCAGCCGCGGCCCUGCCCAAGCCCAUCCCGAACCCAGACAUCCGCUACAACCAGCUCUUCAUCAACAACGAGUGGCAAGAUGCUGCCAGCAAGAAGACCUUCCCCACCAUCAACCCAUCCACGGGAGAGGUGCUGGGCCACGUGGCCGAAGGGGACCGGGCGGACGUGGACCGGGCGGUGAAAGCGGCCCGGGAGGCCUUCCGCCUGGGCUCUCCAUGGCGCCGGAUGGAUGCCUCAGAGCGGGGCCGGCUGCUCAACCGCCUGGCGGACCUGGUGGAGCGGGACCGGGUAUACCUGGCCUCCCUGGAGACCCUGGAUAAUGGCAAGCCCUUCCAGGAGUCCUACGUCAUGGACCUGGACGAGGUCAUCAAGGUGUACCGGUACUUCGCUGGCUGGGCUGACAAGUGGCACGGCAAGACCAUCCCCAUGGAUGGCGAGCACUUCUGCUUCACCCGGCACGAGCCCGUGGGCGUCUGUGGCCAGAUCAUCCCCUGGAACUUCCCGCUGGUCAUGCAGGGCUGGAAGCUCGCCCCGGCGCUCGCCACGGGCAACACGGUGGUGAUGAAGGUGGCGGAGCAGACGCCCCUGUCCGCCCUCUACUUGGCCUCCCUCAUCAAAGAGGCCGGCUUCCCCCCCGGGGUGGUGAACAUCAUCACCGGCUACGGCCCCACGGCCGGCGCGGCCAUUGCCCAGCACAUGGACGUAGACAAAGUGGCCUUCACCGGCUCCACAGAGGUGGGCCACCUGAUCCAGAAGGCGGCGGGGGACUCCAACCUCAAGCGCGUCACGCUGGAGCUGGGCGGGAAGAGCCCCAGCAUCGUGCUGGCCGACGCCGACAUGGACCACGCCGUGGAGCAGUGCCACGAGGCCCUGUUCUUCAACAUGGGCCAGUGCUGCUGCGCCGGCUCCCGCACCUUCGUCCAGGACUCCAUCUACGACGAGUUCCUCGAGAGGACCGUGGAGAAGGCGAAGCAGAGGAAAGUGGGGAACCCCUUUGAGCUGGACACCCGCCAGGGCCCCCAGGUGGACCAGGAGCAGUUCGACCGCAUCCUGGGCUACAUCAAGCUGGGCCAGAAGGAGGGGGCCAAGCUCAUGUGUGGCGGGGAGCGCUUUGGGGAGCGCGGCUUCUUCAUCAAGCCCACCGUCUUCGGGGGCGUGCAGGACGACAUGCGGAUCGCCAAGGAGGAGAUCUUCGGGCCCGUGCAGCCCUUGUUCAAGUUCAAGAAGAUCGAGGAGGUGAUCGAGAGGGCCAACAACACCAGGUACGGCCUGGCGGCUGCCAUAUUCACCCAGGACCUGGACAAAGCCUUGUACUUCACACAGGCGCUGCAGGCCGGCACCGUGUGGGUGAACACCUACAACAUCGUCACCGCACAGACGCCCUUCGGGGGCUUCAAGGAAUCUGGCAGUGGGAGGGAGCUGGGGGAGGACGGGCUGAAGGCUUACACCGAGGUCAAGACCGUCACCAUCAAGGUCCCCCAGAAGAACUCUUAAGAGCUGCCCCCACGGGCACCCAACUCUAGUCCAAGAGUUCCACAACCACCUGGACCAGCGGUCUGCCAAACACCAUGGACCCCCCAAGAACCAUGAAGACCUUCCUGGAGGGAGCAAAGACAAUGAAAUGCAAAGCAGAGCAGCUGUGGUUCCACCGGGGGACCGGGGGGGGGGGGUGUGCCUGGCUCCACCCACAUCCUGUCACCUGCACACUGGCUCCUUUGGCAUCCUCGAGUUACGUCCAUGAAACUUUAGGAGAAGCUAGAAUGGCCGUCAAGUCAAUGCUUUGAUCUGGACACAGCGCCUUCCAGGUUUUCCUGCCCAUCUGUGGACUUCUGGUGGGUGGAAUAGAUAACUCAGAGGUUUAGUAGACACUAGGACAUAACUUAGUGGAUGGAGGUGGGACUGGAAGGCGUGAGGGGCUUGGACGGAUGCCAGACUGUGCCUCACUGCUCAUGGGUUUACCCUGUACCGCCAAAGGCACACUCCCUUUUAGAACAGCCCGUGGCUGGCUGCACUGCUCGCCUGCCCUUUGCUUUGCCACUGAUUUUCUUACUCCGAAGGAAAACCUGGGCAGAUAGGAUUAUGUCUUCAAAUCAGGCCACAGCAAUCUAGAUGUUGAGCUGAGACACGGAAAGUGUUCAUGCAAUCUCCCUCGGACCGUCCAGCUGCCGACCAAAGUGUCCACGCGUGCAGUGGCAUGGUGGAAGUGUGGAGCCACUGUGAGCCACUGCCCCACACCAACACGGUCAAGACAGACGAGUCCAUGGACGGGAAGCACCAGAACAGGCUGACCCAGUGCACCCCGCAGGUUUAUUCGUGGUUGUCGAGGACUGGAGUCACAGCUAGCAGCUGUGGGAUUUGGGGGGCUUGAGGGGAAGGAUGGGGAGGGUUUAACUAUUUCAGAAUUGAAUAGGGGUGAUUGUUGUCAACUUGGCCUGUGUGCUACGAUUUACGCCAGUGAAUCACACGCC